AUGUCGAUUGAGGAAAGAGCAUUAUAUAUUGAAGAAAGUGAAUUAAGAGAUAAAUUGGAUAGUUUAGAAAAAGAACUUUCAUGUAAUAAUAAGCACCAAAGAGGUUGGGAAAAAACUUGCUACUGCUUGUAUUUUGAAGAAAAGAAAAUGGAGGUUCUAAGAAGUUAA
Entrophospora sp. SA101 is the source of this 168-nucleotide messenger RNA. NCBI's taxonomy places the organism in Eukaryota, Fungi, Glomeromycota, Glomeromycetes, Entrophosporales, Entrophosporaceae. The record is from the annotation of a GenBank genome assembly.